AUGUGCAACAGGGGAACGACUUAUAAUCGGUAUAUCGCACCCGGAUCAGCACAAUUUUCCAAAAAUAAAAACGAAGUGAAAUCCGGACAACAGAGGAAGUCUGAGAGUUCUAUAAAGCUCCACAGAAGUCUGUCUACCAUUUUACGCUAUCGUAUCAGCAGACAAGUCAUGAACUUGUUAGAUAGUGAAAUUAAGCUGCUCGGUAGAAGUCUGAGUUUCAAUUUAAACCCAGAACUGCUGAAGCCGAUUGACGUCAUGCCGGUAAUUGAGGAUAAGAUAAACUUAUUAACGCCAGAAGUUGUCAACAAAGCUGGUCUUCAGAUUGAAAGUGUUAUUAAAAGCCGAAGAUCACAUGUAGGUAAACUACUAUUCGAAGAACAAGCAGCCUUGAAAGCACACCUAUAUGAAAAGUCAAGUCAAAAGUUAACAGACCGGAUAUAG
Opisthorchis viverrini is the source of this 441-nucleotide messenger RNA. RefSeq lists its product as hypothetical. The coding region runs from base 1 to 441 and encodes 146 amino acids. The record is from RefSeq and is a predicted model, not a curated record. The transcript has a single exon. Lineage: Eukaryota; Metazoa; Platyhelminthes; Trematoda; Opisthorchiida; Opisthorchiidae.